GCAUGGCAUCCGCGCACUCACCGCAUCCCCAGGCGGCUGCAGGGCGCAGAAAGGCCCAGGGCAGACCCGAAUCCACCGCUACAGGCCGCGCGAAGCCCGGCGGCUCAGGGUGGUCGUUUCGCUGAUUUGGCUCCAUCAGACGCAGCGCAACGCCCAGUCAAAGACAUGACAAGCUCUGACAGUCCGGGUCAACGACAGAGAGCGUAUCUCCUCGGACUUGAGCCUCAAGGCACGGAAAUGCAGCCAUGCGCUAUGUGAACAGGGCCUUCUAUCCCAGCUCCCGAGUCCCUAGCUGCCCUCGGGCUCACACCACUACCAUACGGAGUCGAUACAUGUUGCAUCACCGCGCUCUUGCUCACACCACUGAGGUAAAUCCGAACAGCCCUAUCUGGUCCCCAAUACUAGAAUCGGAGACUACUGAAGUGGCCGCCGCUGGUAUAUCACCACCGCACCUUGGUCAGGGAAGAGCUCGUCCACCUCACACCAAUCUCCUUGAAUCUCGGACUCUCUGCACGACAUGGGCUGGAAACCAAAGCGUACGCUGGAAGAAUGCGACGAGAUCCUUUGUGCUCCUGGAAUGCCCCACGAGAUGGAGACGCGUAUAAUAGACGGCAGGGUACAGCGGGUCUACAAGAAUCUCUGGCCGUCGCUCCGAAGCUUUUGGCUAUGGGCUGCCUCGGAGUACAAGAACUCGACUUACAUCGUCUUCGGCGACGAGAGGGCUUCCUACCACGAGGUGUACCGCAGAUCUCUACAGGCGGCUGCUAUGUUCUAUCAGCGGUACGGCAUCCGCAAAGGCGAUCGAGUCGGCAUCUGCGCACGCAAUCUUCCAGACUACCUUGUGGCCUUCUGGGCAUGUCAGAUUCUGGGCGCCGUAUCUGUCCUCGUGAAUGCUUGGCUGCCUGCCGAGCCGCUCGUGCACUGCUUGAGUCAUACGGGCUGCAAGCUGGUGCUUGUCGAUACCGAGCGCGCGGAUCGAAUCGCCCACGCGGUGCCAAGGCUGCGUGACGGCGGAGCCAAUGGAUUCGUCGUUCUUGACGCCCCGGGCCGUAGUUCCAAAUGGGAAGGUAUAGAGCUCUGGCAGAUUGUAAUGCGGUCCAGCGCGAGCAGCUCGAACGACGCUCUUGCUCUCUCCCCCGACAUCCAGCCUGAGGACAACGCGACGGUCAUAUUCACUUCUGGAACCACGGGGUUGCCAAAAGGAGUUCUGUCCACGCAGCGCCAGUUUCUCACGAAUAUACGCAAUGCUACCGCAGCGGCGGGCCGUGCAGCACUUAGGCGAGGGGACAGCGCAUCGGUGGCUCCCUCAGGUCCGCAAUCGGGGCUGCUGGUCUCUGUACCCUUCUUCCACGUAACAGGCUUGACAAGCCUUUCGAUGCUUGCCACUUCUACAGGGAAUAAAAUUGUUUUGGUGCGGAAGUGGGACUCCGUUGAAGGCGACAGGUUGAUCCAGGCGGAGAACGUCAGGGUUGCAGGAGGCGUCCCGUCCAUGGUGGCGGAUCUAGUCGACAGGGCAGCGGCUAGCGAUGGCCUUACGCUUGACACCCUUCUGUUUGGCGGUGCGCCAGCCCCGCAAGUGCUGCCCCACAAGGCCAAGACGGCGUUCCCCAAUACCGUUCUGAGCCAAGCAUAUGGCAUGACAGAAACCAACUCUAUUGCUGUCGGUAUUGCGGGAGAAGACUACGUGGCGCGACCGACUAGCGUGGGCCUGCCAUGUCCAGUCAACGACGCGAUAGUGGUACGAGACGGUGUCACCGUGCGCACAGGCGAGAUCGGCGAGAUUUGGCUGCGAGGUCCAGACGUCAUGAGGGGCUAUUGGGGUGAUGCAGCGGCAACGGCUAAGACGAUCACCGAGGAUGGAUGGAUUCGAACCGGAGACCUCGGACGUGUCGACGAUGAAGGUUUCUUGUAUGUCCAUGAUCGAAGUACGCUAGUCAAAGAUAUGAUCAUCCGCGGAGGCGAGAAUAUUGCAUCAGUAGCUGUAGAAGAUGCGCUAUACCACGAUGAACGCCUCGCGGAGGUAGCCGCGGUAGGCGUACCCGAUGAGAGGCUCGGCGAACUUGUUGCUGUCGUCGUCUCGACGAAGCCAGCAUACCACGGACAGGUCCAGGAAGCAGAGCUUCUUGCGCUUGCGAGAACAAAGUUGCCACGUUUCGCUGUCCCCGUGAUGAUUAUUAUACAAGACGAGGCUUUCGAGCUUACACCCUCAGCGAAGAUUAUCAAGGCCCCGCUCCGUAAGCUUGCCGCUCGAGAGUGGGAGAGACGGAAAGCCAAAGCACCCGCGCGGCUGUGAUACCCUGACUUUGAUGGGAAGUUUUUUUUUUGGCUUCCGCCUCUACAUAUACCUAUGUAUGACCUUGAUGACUUUUCACUGGCCAUGUGGCCAGCUAAAUGUAAUUAUUUGUGUCACGUUCAUACUCGUCUUUAGUAAUUAAUGCGGUUUCGUUCUUGGGUUGCCC
Messenger RNA from Phanerochaete carnosa HHB-10118-sp, 2459 nucleotides. RefSeq lists its product as uncharacterized. The transcript is spliced from 16 exons. The record is from RefSeq and is a predicted model, not a curated record. Lineage: Eukaryota; Fungi; Basidiomycota; Agaricomycetes; Polyporales; Phanerochaetaceae. Bases 518 to 2293 code for a protein of 591 amino acids.